ACUUUUCAUAUAUCGUAAAUUGCGGCGUCGGGCGCGGGCGUAGUGUCUUCGAGUCUCUCUCUUUGCUCAGAGUUUUGUUUGUUGUUCAAAUGACCCAUGUGUUUCGGUGCGUGUUUCCGUGAUGGGUGAAAAGAAGAGUGCCAGUAAACGCAAACAUGUUGUAGAACAUGUGGAAGAUGAAGCGGAUUCAGUAGGAGGACAAGAAGAAGCCGAAGAGAAAAACUUUCUGACGACCAUAACAAAUGAAGGCGAUUCUUCAGAUGAGGAUUAUGAUUCAGAUUUAGAAGGGGGUACUGAUCAAGAGGAUGAGUUCUCAGAUGAGGAUAGUGAGGAACUAUCAUUUGAAGAAGAAGAAGAGAGUGAUGAGGAAGACAGUAUCAGAUCUGGUGGUAAUAGUUCUGAUGAUGAUGAUGACGACGACCAUGGUAGCGGUGAUGGAGAGAGUAGUGAUAACGGCAAUGCAGGAGAGAACAGUGAAGCCGUUAGUAGUAGUGGUGAUGCUCAAGGGCCUUCAAAAUCCAGUAGUGGUUCUUCUGUUCCUGAAGAGAAGCAAACAAUCAGAAGCAGUAAAACUGCCACAUCUAGUAAGUCAGGUAAUUUAAAAAAGACUAACAAUGCCAAAAAGGAAUUCGUUAAGUCAAAGAACGCAGUAGAACAACUCACUGUGAAAGAGAGUGGUGAGAACCAGAAAAAUGACGAUGAAUAUGAAACUGAUUCAUCUGAUGAAGAGGACAUAAGAAAUACCGUGGGUAAUAUCCCAAUGAACUGGUAUGACGAUUAUCCUCAUAUUGGUUAUGACUGGGAAGGGAAGAAAAUUUUGAAACCACCGAAGGGUGAUGAACUGGAUACUUUCCUGAAAAAGAUGGAAGAUCCAAAUUUUUGGCGGACUGUGAAAGAUCCACAGACAGGCCAAGAUGUAGUGCUUUGUGAUGCUGAUGUUGACCUUAUUCAGAGGCUGCAGAGUUCAAAGAUACCAGACGCUGAAUUUGAUGAAUAUGCGCCUUGGAUAGAAUGGUUUACCUCAGAAGUCAUGAAGACACCACUACGAAAGUUUCCAGAACACAAACGAUCGUUCUUGCCAAGUAAAUCAGAGAAAGAAAAAGUAUCUAAAUUGGUUCAUGCUAUAAAAAUGGGAUGGAUAAAACCAAGGAAAGAAAAAGAUAAAGAUCCAAAAUUUUAUAUGUUGUGGCAGACAGACGAUACAGCUGAACACAUGAGACGUAUUCAUGAUCAUAUUCCAGCUCCAAAACGUCAUUUACCUGGGCAUGCUGAAUCCUACAAUCCUCCACCAGAAUAUCUCUUUGAUGAAAAAGAAGUAAAACAGUGGAACAAGUUGCAAGCCACACCAUGGAAGAGGAAACUUCACUUCAUACCUCAGAAAUACAGGUCAUUGAGGGAAGUUCCAGCUUACAGUAGAUAUAUUAGAGAGAGGUUCUUACGUUGUCUGGAUUUAUACAUGUGCCCACGGGCAAGGAAGAUGAGGUUGACAAUUCAACCUGAAGAAUUAGUUCCACAGCUUCCAAGUCCGAAAGAUUUGCAGCCGUUUCCAACUGUUAUGUCACUUGUUUAUAAAGGACAUACUGACAUGGUUCGAACUAUUGCUGUGGAACCCAAAGGGCAAUUCCUUGCCUCUGGCUCAGACGAUCUUACUGUGAAAAUUUGGGAAGUAUCUACAGGUCGCUGUGUGCGCACAAUUCCAGCAGGUGGAAUUGUGCGAAGUGUCAGCUGGUGUCCAAAUCACUCUCUCUCUCUAAUUGCAAUAGCUGCCGACAAGAAGGUAUUGCUGGUUAAUCCAGGUGUUGGAGAUCACAUGAUUGUCAACAAAACUGAUAAUUUACUGCAAGAUCCACCAGAGCAGGACAUACUGAUUCCAGAGAGAAUAAAGAGUGCAGUCCAGUGGGAAAAGCCAUCUGAGAGUGACUGGAAAAAUGGAAUCCGUAUAAUACUGAAUCACUUCAAAGAAGUGAGACAGGUUACAUGGCAUGGUCGGGGAGAUUAUUUUGCCACAGUUAUGCCUGAAGGAUUGAAUAGGUCUGUACUGAUACAUCAGCUUUCAAAAUGGCGAUCACAAGUUCCAUUCAGCAAAUCAAAAGGCUUGGUUCAGUGUGUGUUAUUUCACCCAAUUCGUCCAAUAUUCUUUGUUGCGACCCAGCGUAAUGUGAGGGUGUAUGAUUUGGUAAAGCAAGAACUUGUUAAAAAAUUGCUUUCAAACUCCAGAUGGAUUUCAUCAAUGGCUAUACAUCCAGGUGGUGACAAUGUAUUAGUUGGAACUUAUGAUCGUAAGAUGCUAUGGUUUGACUUGGACUUGUCAACUAAGCCUUAUCAAACAUUGAGGCUUCAUGGUACUGCUGUACGGGGUGUCGCAUAUCAUAGGCGUUACCCACUCUUUGCAUCUGGCUCUGAUGAUUGCAGCAUAAUUGUAUCACAUGGCAUGGUUUACAAUGAUUUACUUCAAAACCCAUUGAUAGUGCCACUGAAGAGGCUAAGCCAUCAUCAGUCUACAAAUGAUUUUGGUGUCUUUGAUGUUGUAUUUCACCCAUCACAACCAUGGAUUUUUUCAAGUGGAGCAGAUGCUACAAUACGGCUGUACACGUGAAGUUGGAAGACUGCUGUUUCAAGAAGGUUCUGUGAUGAACUACAUCUUUUUUAUUGCAGUAAUUGUUCUAAACUGAUACCAUUAAAUCAGUCUUUAAUGGUUUUGAACAAAUUGAUUACUUCCUCAACUUUGCAUACAUUAUAACUGUGGAUCACAGGCCAAAGAUGUAUCAUCUUUGACCAUCAUAUGACUACCUAAGAUUGUAAACAGUAAAUAAAUGUAACCAUCUGUAAACCA
Schistocerca gregaria is the source of this 2833-nucleotide messenger RNA. Its product is annotated as ribosome biogenesis protein BOP1 homolog. The transcript is spliced from 13 exons. The record is from RefSeq and is a predicted model, not a curated record. Gene Ontology annotation, cellular component: PeBoW complex; preribosome, large subunit precursor. Bases 122 to 2596 code for a protein of 824 amino acids. Gene Ontology annotation, biological process: maturation of LSU-rRNA from tricistronic rRNA transcript (SSU-rRNA, 5.8S rRNA, LSU-rRNA); ribosome biogenesis. NCBI's taxonomy places the organism in Eukaryota, Metazoa, Arthropoda, Insecta, Orthoptera, Acrididae. Gene Ontology annotation, molecular function: ribonucleoprotein complex binding; protein binding.